AUGGCUCCCGACAGGUCCCCGUCGGUGUUCGCUGACGCUGGGCUGCAGAGUGGGCUGCAGGUGUGGCGGGUGGAGCAGCUGGAGCUGGUGCCGGUGCCGCCCAGCCGCCACGGAGACUUCUUCGUGGGGGACGCGUACCUGGUGCUGCACACUGUCCGCCGCGGCGCCGACGCCGCGUACCGCCUGCACUACUGGCUCGGGAAAGAAUGCACCCAGGAUGAAAGCACAGCUGCAGCUAUCUUUGCUGUUCAAAUGGAUGACUACUUAGCAGGAAAGCCUGUCCAGAGUAGAGAAAUUCAAGGAUAUGAAUCUACCGAGUUUGUGGGCUACUUCAAAGGAGGAAUUAAAUACAAGGCAGGUGGUGUUGCCUCUGGAUUUAAUCACGUUGUUACUAAUGAUCUGAGUGCUCAGAGGCUUCUGCAUAUCAAGGGACGGAGAGUUGUGAGAGCCACAGAAGUCCCCCUGGCUUGGACCAGCUUCAACAAAGGAGAUUGUUUCAUUGUUGACCUUGGAACUGAGAUCUAUCAGUGGUGUGGCUCAUCCUGCAAUAAAUACGAGCGGCUGAAGGCUACUCAGGUUGCUGUUGGCAUUCGGGACAACGAGCGAAAUGGAAGGUCUAAAUUAAUUACUGUGGAAGAAGGGAGUGAACCAGACCAGCUCAUAGAGGUUUUAGGGAGCAAGCCAGAGCUUCCCGAGUGCGGUGAUGAUGAUGAUGAACUGGCUGAUGUUACAAACAGGAGAAGUGCUAAACUAUAUAUGGUGUCAGAUGCCAGUGGAUCCAUGAAGGUGUCCUUGGUAGCAGAGGAAAACCCUUUCUCCAUGGCUAUGCUUCUGUCUGAAGAAUGCUUCAUUUUGGACAAUGGUGCUGCAAGGAAGAUCUUUGUCUGGAAAGGCAAAGAUGCUAACCCACAAGAGAGAAAGGCUGCCAUGAAGAACGCUGAACAAUUCAUACAGCAGAUGAAUUACCCUGCCAACACACAGAUUCAGGUCCUUCCUGAAGGAGGUGAAACACCAAUUUUCAAACAAUUUUUCAAAGACUGGAAGGAUAAAGAUCAAAGUGAUGGCUUUGGCAAAGUGUAUGUCACAGAGAGAGUGGCUAAAAUUGAGCAAAUUGAAUUUGAUGCUACCAAGUUACACGAGUCUCCACAAAUGGCUGCCCAGCAUAACAUGGUAGAUGAUGGUUCAGGGAAAGUAGAGGUCUGGCGUGUCGAAAGCAGCGGCAGAGUUCCUGUGGGACCCGAGACAUACGGACAGUUCUAUGGUGGAGACUGCUACAUUAUCCUCUACACUUACCCCAAGGGGCAGAUCAUCUACACAUGGCAAGGAGCUCACACUACCAAAGAUGAACUCACUGCAUCUGCCUUUCUGACUGUUCAGCUGGAUCGGUCAUUGAACGGUCAGGCUGUGCAGAUCCGAGUGAGCCAAGGCAAGGAGCCUGCCCAUUUGCUGAGCCUGUUCAAAAACAAACCACUUAUUGUCUACAAGGAUGGGACAUCCAAGAAAGAGGGUCAGAAACCUGCUCCACCCACGCGACUCUUCCAGAUCCGCAGGAACAUGGCAGCCAUUACCAGGAUUGCAGAGGUUGAUGUCGACUCAACGUCACUAAACUCUAAUGAUGUCUUUGUCCUGAAACUGCCAAACAACUCUGGCUACACUUGGGUAGGAAAAGGAGCAAGCAAAGAAGAGGAGCAAGGGGCUCAGUACAUUGCCAGUGUUCUUAAAUGCCAGACUGCUAAGAUUAAUGAGGGCCAGGAACCAGAGGAAUUCUGGAAGGCACUUGGAGGUAAAAAAAGAUACCAGACUUCAUCACAGCUCUUGACAAAGGCUGAAGAUCAUCCCCCUCGCCUGUAUGGGUGUUCUAACAAGACUGGCAGAUUUGUUAUUGAGGAGGUCCCAGGAGAAUUCACUCAAGAUGAUUUGGCUGAAGAUGAUGUCAUGUUGCUGGAUGCUUGGGAUCAGGUUUUUGUCUGGAUUGGGAAGGAUGCUAAUGAAACUGAGCGACAGGAAUCCGUUAAAUCUGCCAAACGCUAUAUCGAAACGGAUCCUUCUGGCAGAGAUAAGGGGACCCCCAUUGUGAUCGUGAAGCAGGGGCACGAACCCCCUACAUUCACAGGCUGGUUCCUGGCUUGGGACUCCAACAAAUGGAAGAACUGAUCUCUCCAAAGAAGCUGCAGCUUCAAGCCAAAGAAUGAUCAGAGCCCAGCUACUUCCUAGUAUUUUUAAGCUUAUGCAACAAUAUGAUGCAUUUUUUUGUUACACCUUCCUGAGCUUUGAUAUAUUUCUGUGAAUAACUUAGAAAUUCUUAGCCCUGGAAAGGACAAAUAAUAAUUGCAAACUGGUCAAGGCAGAGAGUGAGAGGUGUUUUAUGUAGUGAAUAUGGAAAGUGCCACCAAUAGUUUGUUUAAUCUAUUGAUUCUUCACAAAGAAGCUGUGGGUCAGUUUACUUCAGUGUGCUAAAACGGACCAAAUUGUGCCUUCACUUAAAAAUCCAAACUAAUGCCACAGAAAUUCCUUUGGAUUCAGGUUAGCAUAACCUUGUGCAAAAUUUGGCCUGAUAAAGGGCUAAUUCUACAUCUGUUGCAUGGGUAGGGCUGAAGAUAAUAGACCAAAACACUGCCACACUCAUGUCAAAGUUCAGGUAGUGCCUGAUCCAGAAUGGGAGCUGUAUCUAGCAAAUAAGGGAUGGAUGUUUUGAGCAAGCUGUGCUUAGCAUGCUUGUUUGUCUUGUUAGGACCUACAUUUGCAGCUUUAGGCUGUGAGAAUAUGAAGCUGAUGGAAAUUUUUUUGGGGGGGACUGUCUAGCUCAUUGUCAUGAAUUUCUUCAGACUUACCUCUGUAAGCCACACCUUUUAAACCAAAGCUCUUUAGCACACUGUAGUGCAUUACUGCUUUUAAGUGGAAGCAGAAGAAGCAACAGCUUCAAAAAUGCAUACUCUGCCUUAACCAGACUGCCUAUAAGCCAUACUUUGCCUCAUUUGCCUUACCCAGUGGUCCUUAGCUGUCUGCCAGCAUGCAGACCUCUUACCUUGUCAGGUGCAGGAUGCAUUUCUGCAGGUCUCAGGCAAAUAUCAAGUACAUCAAGCACAAGACAACUCCUUCUUUCAGUAGCAUUCCACAUCCUGGGAAUUUGGAGUGUGAGUAUGCACCAUAAAACGUGGCCUUCUCUUUCCUCUCAGACACAGGUAGUAGAGCUUUGGCCUUUUUUAUCCUGGUGAAUUUAUGGGUACAUUUUCAAAGCAUUUUUUAUUGUCAUUUAGCCAGAAAAGCCUAGUAAAGGCAGUGGGGGAAAGUUUGCUUCAAUUCUUCAGCACUGCUUUGAUCACUUAUCCUAUAAUAAGUGUUUUAAACAACAGUUUGUACAGCUGUAAAUCAUGGCAAUGUGGAUUUUUAAUGGAAGCAUUGGACUGGUGUUAAUUGCUCUGAGAAGUUAGGUUGGAAAAUGCCAUCUUAGACUGUUUUGUCUAUUUUUUAAAUAUGAUUGCAAUUUUGAACCUAGGGAAUGCAAAAGAAUGGAUUUAAUCUGAGCUCAUGAUCAAAAUCAAUGGCAAAAGGAUUGCGAAGGUAAGAGAUGAAUUACAGUGAGUUUGUUACUUUUAAAUGUUUGUUUAAACUUCUGCUGAUGCAACUGGGCUGUAUCCAAGUGCAAUUUCAUCACAAAUAAAAUCACAAGACCCAGUGUGGUAUUUGCUGA
Messenger RNA from Pogoniulus pusillus (Red-fronted tinkerbird), 3691 nucleotides. It is a transcript of the gene SCIN, whose product is annotated as scinderin. Gene Ontology annotation, biological process: actin filament severing; actin polymerization or depolymerization; cell projection assembly. Gene Ontology annotation, molecular function: actin filament binding; phosphatidylinositol-4,5-bisphosphate binding. NCBI's taxonomy places the organism in Eukaryota, Metazoa, Chordata, Aves, Piciformes, Lybiidae. The transcript is spliced from 16 exons. The coding region runs from base 1 to 2154 and encodes 717 amino acids. Gene Ontology annotation, cellular component: cytoplasm; actin cytoskeleton. The record is from RefSeq and is a predicted model, not a curated record.